UUAGGAAGGAAGUUUUAAGAUGGUACCUCAGUUACGCCAUUAACUUGUUUAAUUUUUUUAUUUUUUUAUUUUUUAUUACUGCAGUGUUAUUUUAUAAAAAAUUGAAUGCUUGGAUUGUUUUGAAACGAAUUUUAAAUGUAUGCCUAAAAAUACAUUUAAAACAUGAUAACAAUUUAAUUCAUACAAAAGGAAAAUUUUAAAGUGCUAUUUUGUACAAAAAAAGAAGUGAUGUUAGGGUAUGGGACAAACGCAGGCUAAAGAUGAUGGGAGUCGCAAGCAUAAAGAUGGUAAACCAAAUCAUAAGCGAGCUAACACACCUGGGACUAACCAAGAGCCAACAGACAAGUUUACUUUGCCAUGGGAUUUAAGACCUCCUGAAAAAGUUGAGAAUGACGAAUCUGUGAAAAUUAAUGAUUUCAUGAGAAGUCGUCCUCUUCCACUCCCUCCUCCAGAUGGUGAUAAAAGCAGCCAAAAGGAAAGUUUAAACUUUAGUGGUAUUGAUCAGGACAAAAUUUUUUUUGUACAAUAUGACUUUGACUGUGGUGAUAUUGAAAAUCAACUUUCUGUUUCUAAAGGUGAACUGGUUCAUAUACUAAAAUAUGAUGAACAAAAAGUUUGGUGUGAAGGACAAAAUAAAAAUGGUAAAACAGGAUGGCUUCCCUUCUCAUAUGUUGUUCCUUUUACUAGUAUGCAUAAAUAUGAUUGGUAUCAUGGAAGAAUUUCAAGAAAUCGUGCUGAAUACUUGUUGAACAGUGGUAUCAAUGGUAGUUUUUUAGUGCGAGAAAGUGAAAGUGCUCCGGGUCAACAUUCUCUUUCACUAAGAUAUGAUGGGAGGGUGUAUCACUAUAGAGUUUAUUUCGAAAACGACACUGUUUAUGUUAGAGAAGAAGCUAAGUUUAAAACACUUGAAGAAUUAGUAACAUACCAUUCUCGUGAAGCUGGAGGUCUUGUUACUAAUUUACGAUAUCCUGCAUUAAAAGUUGAUAAACCAGCAGUAUAUGGUUUUUCGCCAAAAGAUGAUGAAUGGGAAAUACCACGAAUGGAUAUAUUUAUGGGACAAAAGUUAGGCGGGGGACAGUAUGGAGAAGUUUAUAAGGCAGAAUACAAAAAGUAUGGAGUAACUGUAGCUGUUAAAACUUUGAAGGAAGAUCAAACUGAUGUUGAAGAAUUUCUUAAAGAAGCAGAUAUGAUGAAGCAAAUAAAACAUCCGAAUCUUGUUAGAUUAAUUGGUGUUUGUACGCACGAGUCACCAAUUUAUAUUAUUACUGAAUACAUGCCACUUGGCAAUCUUUUAGAAUACUUGCGCCAGUCUGACAAAGCUGACCUCCCUGCUACUACACUUCUUUAUAUGGCGUCACAAGUAGCAGCUGCGAUGAGUUAUUUAGAAUCAAAAGGUUUUAUUCAUAGAGACUUGGCUGCAAGAAAUUGUCUUGUUGGUGAGAAUCAUUUAAUAAAAGUUGCAGAUUUUGGACUUGCUCGCUCCAUGAUGAAUGACUAUUACAAAGCCCAUUCAGGAGCCAAAUUCCCGAUAAAAUGGACAAGCCCUGAAGCUUUGGCUUAUAAUAAGUUUUCCAGCAAGUCAGAUGUGUGGGCUUUUGGUGUACUUAUGUGGGAGAUAGUUAAAUAUGGUGCAUCGCCUUACCCUGGUCAUGACUUAAACCAAGUAUACAGUCUUAUUGAGCAAGGUUAUAGAAUGGAGUGCCCUGAAGGAUGUCCUGAUGCUGCCUAUGAAUUGAUGCUAGAUUGUUGGAAAUGGAAUCCUAAUGAUCGACCAACAUUUUCAAGUAUUUGCUACCGACUGGAUACAAUGUUUGAUGCAACCAAUGUAGAUGAUGAAGUUCAAAGAGCUAUAAAGUUACGUCCUCAGUCUACUUUUAUUAGUGAAAUAGAAGGAAUGGUUCUUCCUCCUGUACCACCAAAACAUCAACUGCUUCAAGAAAAUUCUACAGAAAAUAAUUUAAAACUCGAAAAAGUGAAUAAAUCUUCUAAAGCGCAAAAGUUGCAUAAAAAAGAGAAAAAAGAGAAAAAUUCUAUGUUGCCUUUAUUUCGAGGUACUUUGCGUGGUAAAGAUAAAAAAUUAGCAGAAAAUUUUGUAAAAGAACACUACUCUUCAUCUGAAAGUAUUACAUCUACUAGCUCUGAUACCCAAGCUGUGGCGAAGACAAUUUCCGGUUCUCCACAUAGUCUUCCUACUGUUCCAAGUUUAGCGGUUUCAAAAAUUUCUCUUGAGGAACUUCAAGGUGGAAUGAAAGUAAUGAAUACAAAAAAACAUAUUAGAGAAGAAAGAAACUUGGUUGAUGAAAAAACUAAUAAUGAGAAAAAGUUACUUUUAUGUGAUCCUAAUAAUAAACCUCUGCCACCUCCAAAACCCCCUGUCUCACCCCAGUUAAAACAAACACAGGAAAAACAAGAAUAUAUUGAAGAUACUUUACCAACAACAAAAUCCAUUUCUAUUAAAACUCCACCAAAUCCAAUGGCUCGAAUUAAUAAAUUAACAAUAAAUACAGAUGAAACUGAAUCUCGAAAGCCAUCACUAUUAGCAAAACCUGUUUUAAAACCAAGACCAUCUGUUAGUUCAAAGACUACUAAUCAAAUUAGCAAUAAUUUAAAAAAUGAAACAUAUAAUUUAAAUAUAAAAAAGGAUGGUUUAAAGUCUGAGUUAAUAGGAGUUUUGGAUAUAAUGCAAUUGGUUUAUCAGGGUGUUAAGUCAUUAAUUCUUUUAGCAGAUAGUAGACAGUCUGAAAAUAUUGCUGAAAAAGCUGCUAAUAUUUUUCAGCAAUGCAAUGAACUAGUUGAUAAGUUAUCGUUGUAUCGAGAUUCGAUUGCACCUGUUCCUAGACAAAAUGUUAGUAAACAUUUAAGUUCUAUUGAAAAUAAUGUUAAUGAAUUUCAAAAGGUUUCGUGUAAUUUACCUCGUAUAGCAACCGCAACUGAUUUAGAAAAACUGAGCAAGAGUUUAGGAGCUCUUUGCAACAGCCUUAUUGUUCUUGGUAAUGCUUUGCCAAGUUUAUAGAAUUUUUAUGUUUUAUAUGCUUUUAUUAGACUUUUUUACUUUUUUGCAAUAGUCUAGAUUUUUUUAAAAUCACCUUUUGAGCUAUUCUUUUCAUUUUUCAAAACUAUUGAAUUUUAAAAAAUUUGUGUUUUUAAUAAAGUUUUGGAAAAUAAUUUUUUUUUUUGCCAUGUCAUCAUAGCUAGUUAUCAGUUAAUUUUAGAUUAAUUUUUUUAUAAUCUUAUUUGUAUUUUUAGUUUUCAAAAGGUUUAAUGACCUAUCUUGUCGGUUUGCUAAAAAAUGAAUUGAUUUAAUUUUUAA
Molecule: messenger RNA, 3310 nt
Organism: Hydra vulgaris (swiftwater hydra)
Lineage: Eukaryota; Metazoa; Cnidaria; Hydrozoa; Anthoathecata; Hydridae
Product: tyrosine-protein kinase ABL1
Biological process (GO): protein phosphorylation
Molecular function (GO): protein binding; ATP binding; protein tyrosine kinase activity
Source: RefSeq, a predicted model, not a curated record